UAUUCUGUACGAUAUAUAAUAACCUUAACCUUUCUGUUGUAUUUUACGUAUUUCUAAACGUACUUAUAUAUUUUUCUGUGCCAUAAUUUGCAUUUAGGUUACGUAUUUCACGGCUAUUUUCCCCUACACCGUUUUAAUUGCUUUGAUGGUGGUGGCCCUGACUUUCGAUGGUGCUUCACAAGGCAUUAAGUACUUCUUCACGCCAGACUGGGAGAAGCUUCUGAAAAUCGAGGUGUGGUACCGGGCGUGCGAGCAGUCUUUCUUCUCUUUAGCGGUUGGUUACGGAAACUUAGUCAUGUAUUCCAGUUACAAUGAUUUCAGAAACAACGUAAAUAGAGACGCUAUCAUCAUUAGCAUUUUGGAUACUUUCACCAGCAUACUAGCAGGUUCUGUGGUAUUCGCCGUGCUAGGGACUCUGGCUCACGAGUUGUGCAUACCAAUAGAAAAAGCUGUCGACAAAGAAGGUAUGGGCCUAGCGUUUAUAGCCUACCCGGAAGCUUUGGGGAAGAUAAAAGUUGUACCUCAGCUGUGGUCUGUCCUCUUCUUCGUUAUGUUACUGACAUUAGGCUUAGGAAGUUCGAUCGCUCAAGUCGAAACUAUUUUGACAUCUAUCAAAGAUCAGUAUCCCGUCCUCCAGAAGAAGAAAAGUAUUGUGGCUUUGUGCGUGUGUAGCCUGUUUUGCCUUUGUGGAUUGCCACUCACAACAGAUGCCGGCCUUUAUAUAAUGACUCUACUUGACAAUUAUGGUGUUGGAACGGCUGCCUUUCUUUACUGUAUUGUAGAAACAACGGGACUGAUGUGGAUAUAUGGUUGGAGAAACUUCUGUAACGACAUUCAUUUCAUGCUGAAUGCCGCAGUAGGAUUGUACUGGAAAAUCACGUGGGUAAUCACAGCACCUGUGAUACUAAUUGUGAUAUUUAUUUAUGGAAAUGUGAUGUUGGCCAUUGAAAAGAACAAUGAAGAAAGUAGUACAAUUCCACCUUGGGGUACGGCGAUAGGGUGGGUUCUGGCAGCUGUUGCCAUCUUCCAGAUCCCCAUAUGGAUUAUACGCAUAGUCUACAAUACGAAAGGUCCACAGAGAUUGAAAAAAGCUUUCCAGCCACGAGAAGACUGGGGUCCUAGUAAUCCAACCAAUUACAUCUCUUGGAAAAUUUGGAAAUCUAGUGGAAAGACUGUUUCAAAUGUUGAAAAUGGUAUUAUUGCAUACCAGAAUGAGGCUUUCGAAAGAGAUGACACAACCAAAUUUUAAUGUCUUUUGGUCAAGUGCUAGAAUAGUGAAAUACAGAGAACAGAUGUACUUUUAUGGAGUUAUUUUUAUAUCUGUUAGAUUCACAAAAAAAAGUGUGUGUGUUUAGUUUCAAAUCAAAAAUAUGAUAACGUUUCUGGUUUUAAAUUUCUAAACUGAUUUUUGAUUCAUGAGAAAUGAAGUCCUUCAGACUACCACCUACACUUCAUAAGUUUUUGAUAUACAUAGUACAUACAUUUAACUGUAUCUUAUAUACUUUAUGUGUAUUAAAUUAAUUCAAAAAA
Molecule: messenger RNA, 1530 nt
Organism: Limulus polyphemus (Atlantic horseshoe crab)
Lineage: Eukaryota; Metazoa; Arthropoda; Merostomata; Xiphosura; Limulidae
Product: sodium-dependent nutrient amino acid transporter 1-like
Exons: 9
Coding region: 146-1249 (367 amino acids)
Biological process (GO): sodium ion transmembrane transport
Cellular component (GO): membrane
Molecular function (GO): L-amino acid transmembrane transporter activity
Source: RefSeq, a predicted model, not a curated record